AUGUCUUCUCAGUCUUCUAAGUUUAUUCUCGAAGUGCUUGGGGCUCCUUUCAAGAAGCUCUGUAUUGUUUCUGUUUCUUCUCUGUUGUUGACGAUUCUCUUUGUUCAUCUGAGUAAUUUUUUUCUGAAGCCAUCUGUUUCAAUGCGAUUGAGGCCUAAAAGGACUGGUUGCCGAGUUGAGUGUUUUGGAGGAUUUGAAAUACAGAAAUUUUCUAAUCUCUUUUUGUUUUUCAGAGGGGAUCUCACUUGA
Lathyrus sativus (Indian pea) is the source of this 249-nucleotide messenger RNA. The record is from the annotation of a GenBank genome assembly. Lineage: Eukaryota; Viridiplantae; Streptophyta; Magnoliopsida; Fabales; Fabaceae.